This is a messenger RNA of Clupea harengus (Atlantic herring), 4072 nucleotides long. Its product is annotated as myosin-7B-like. The transcript has 9 exons. The record is from RefSeq and is a predicted model, not a curated record. The coding region runs from base 1911 to 3989 and encodes 692 amino acids. Lineage: Eukaryota; Metazoa; Chordata; Actinopteri; Clupeiformes; Clupeidae.
UCCAUGCUGUUUCAUUACUGUUAUUCAUUUGAUUUAGCUUUGUGUGAGAGGGUGCUUUUAAAGCCACUUGUGACACAUCAGACAGCAUCAGCAUUGUUGUUUUUUUGUUUGUUAAAUAUUAGAAACAUUGUAGUAUCAUUUUGUCAAGCUGGUGGUGUUCAAAUUAAAGACACAGAUCUAUGAUAGUAAGAGAGACUAUAAGAAGCUAUUAGUACAGGAGACUGUUUGGCUGCCUGAUCUCUGGGAUGGUAAUUCUGGUAUGUAGACAGUAUCUUUUCAUAGCCCCAAUGUUUCAUGAGCAGAAAAGGGAACACCCCAGUAUCAAGACUAAACAAGUGAUGCUGUUUUACUUUGAACUGUGUUAAAAAUAAGAUUACCAUUCUCAUGGUAAUAUUUUCUUAGCAUAGUUGUCAAGCUGUACGGUUCACGGCUGAUACGGUUCAUUUAAUUUUGCUGCUGGUACAUUGUCCCAUAUCAUUAUACAUAGUCACAAUUGUAUUAGGUUGUCCAAACCACAUUUAUGAUCAGAAGAGUUUCAGAUGACUGCAUUUUUUGUAUAUUUUUUUUUUUACUCUUUAUUGUGUUUCACAAUAUCAAAUUUCUUUGUUUAUAAAGUUAACACUGAUUGAGGUGAACAGUCACGUUCGUACUGUCCAAUCAGUUGAACAUAAAGGACAGAGCCACGCUAUUUUAGUUAUGUUAGCGUCUUGAUUCUGUUAUCUAUACAAAACAUGUGUGUGUGAGAGAGAUUGGUCAAAUGUAUUAAACAAAUGUGUUGAAUCCCUAUCAUGUAAGACAUCAUGGGUGAGUGAAUGCAUCCUGUGUAUCCUCAGUGAAGUGUUUCUUCUGAAGGUCAGUGCAAAAUCUGUACCACUGUACUUACUUCCUGAGUAUGCUUUUGUCACAGCUGACAAAACAUUACCAAUGUGACAUUUGGAAUUAUUUAUAUUCAUUUGUCUCAGCUUUGUAUAGAUUGUUUUAUUAUUUUUUCUAUUUCAGGGACAGAAUGCUUGCUGUUUUAACAGACUGUCCAUAAGACCAAUUGUAAUCAGUUACUGUCAAUGGCAUCAGACCAAGUGUAGCAAUUAUGUGUUGUCAGUGUGUCGACAUAUUUUUUCCGUUGCCUUAUAGGGAGGGAAAAAGAUGAAUCAAUGGAUAGAGUUGCCAUCGUGGUUGUUAAAUUUCUCAUGCUCACACCAUGUGACAGUUGACCUGGUUAUCUGUAUUAAUAUGAAUAUAAAUUAUAUGUUUUCAUUACAGUAAUGUAAAAAAGGUUUUUUUCUGUCUGUUCUUUGGCUGCAAACAAAAAGGUUGACGUCUACUCAGUCCUUUUGUACAUGUAGUUUGUCAGGUAGUCCCACUGUAAAUGUUAUCAGCGCUACUGGACAAUAGUGUACUGUAUAUGUAUAAACUCAGUAAGUUCUCUGGUGUAAGUGUGUGUAUCGGGAGCAGGGUCGUCUGUCUUGAUGGGUGUGAAUGUUGUGUCAUGAAUGAACUGCAUGUAUUUGAUCACAGUAUCAGUCACUGAAAAAUGUUAUUUGACCUCCACUGUCCAUCUAAGAAAUGGUGGCCAAAUCCAUGUGUGUACGGGAAUUAGCCGAUAUUGUGUAAUGGAAAAUAAAUAAAACAUACCUGUCAAUCAAAAUCAUCCCCCUCUUUAAUACCAACAGAUUACGUAAACGUUCUGUUUUAUAGCCUAUGUAGCCCAUUGUCUCUAGGCAUUUUCUAGUAGCGCUACGUUUUCAGUCCACUCGUGUUUUUCUUUAUUACGUCAAGUUCUUUCGAGAUUGUGACGUUUCACGGUUUCCUUGGCAACAGUAUUGUCCGACGCCCAGCGAGCACCUGUGAAAAAAUUAACCACUUGCCACUAGUUGCGCUCUCCCUCACUCGCGCGAUACACCGUUUAUCAGAUGGACACGGGUGAUUUUACCGCUCCCAGGGCGGAGACGCCUUUUAAGGUUGAGGGAGCCUAUGAGAACCAUGGCAGUGACAGGUGCACACCGGAAUCCGAGUCUGUCAGCGACUCGUCAGAAACCGUCAGCGAAACCUACAGUGUUUUGAUGGCAGAACUACACAAAGAGAUAAACGAAUGUGAUAUUUCGCACAAGGAGGAACUCCAUGCAUUUUUAUCUUCCAAACUGAAGCCUCUGCUAGACAAAUUUGUCUGCGGGAUGUCCAAGGUUCACCACUUGUCUGAGCAGCUUCAGCUAGCUCUGGAGUUCACGGGGUCCCUCUCCCCAGAUGACAAAGACCCUUUGGACAAGCAGACACAACUCUGUGUGCCCUUGCUGAAGGAUAUGCUUUCCAAGAUUGGCUUUGAGAAAAACAUGGAUGACCUGCAGAACUACCUGAUCUCCUCUGACCGCGCAUGCCUGCUCUCUGAUCUGGAGGCCCUGAGGAUGGAGCUGAGAGACCUUCAGCAACGCCACCAGGUCACCACCCAGGGUCUACAAGAGUCGCUGCACGCCACGGAGGAGCACUACAAGGCCCUCAUCGCCCGGCUGCAGCAGGGCCUCCAGUCCUCUGAGACCCAGGUGCAGUAUCUGCAACAGCUCUUCAGAACAUCCGAGGAGAACGUGGAGACGCUACGCAGCAGCCUGCACACCUCCAAGGAGGAGAAGCAGAGUCUGCAGCAGGACCAGUGCGUGUCCGAGGACUGCCUCCGGGUGCUGAACCAGGAGCUCAGUGGCUAUGAGGGCCGCUUGCAGACCAUCCAACAGCAGCUCCAGGUCUCAGAGGAGAGCGUGCAGUUGCUGCAGAAGAACCUGCGGGUCUCGGAGGAUCUGUGUCAGUCCCUGCAGCAGCGGCUACUUCUCUCCGAGGAGAAGGCCCAGACACUGCAGGAGGCCGCAGAGCUGUGGGAGGGCCAGGCCAAGAGCACUGAUUCCCAGAAGCAGCUGCGCGAGAAGGAGCUGGAGGCCGUGCACGAGCAGAAGGUGAAGAAGCUCAUGCGGGCCUUCAGGACCAGCAAGGAGAACCUGGAGAGUCAGCAGCAGGAAGCUCUGAGAUGUCUGAAAGAGGCAGCGGAGAGAGAGAGAGCCCUGCGGGAGGCAGUGGCCACAGAACAGACACAGCACCAGAGAGAAAUAGAAAAGCUCCAGGAAGACGCAGAUAGGGCCAAAGAGGACAAGGUUAAAGUGGAACACACGCUGCGGGGACAGAUUAUUGGCCUGAAAAAUCAACUAGUGGAGGAACUCUGCAGGGCAAACAAAAAGUUGGAGGGAUCAGCAAAGUAUGAGAAGGAACUCCAAGAUACUGUUAAGGAUCUGAGAAAAGCCCUGCGUCAGCAGAAGGAGGGCUGUGAUCUAGCCUUGGACUGCUUGAGAAAGAGGCACCAUGAUGUGACUACAGUCCAGCGCCUCCUGGAAGCCAACAUUCAGUACUGCAGCCUGGCUUCAGUGCGUCCUGAGACACAGACCCUGCAUAAUGCCCCCUUGAGGGCCCAGAGCAGUCCACUCCAGCCUCAGGAGCUGCGGCAGGACCUGCAGGAGGUGAAAACCCAGCUGGACUCUGCCACGAAGAAGGAGGAGCAUGUGCACCAUGAGGACAGGCAGGGGAGAGGGAAGUGGGAGGAGGUGCUGAAGGGGGCUGAGGACUGGCAGAGAGAGGCGGAGGGACUGGUGAACAGCCUUGAGUAUGUGAAGAUGGAUCUCGCACUGAAAGGAGCACAGAGAGAUGCUAAUGACGGGCCAUGUGCUCUGUCCUCUCCUCCCAGCACUGCCCCUUCGUCUCGCCCGCACUCUGCGGGGAUGGACUUACAAAGACCAGCUGCUGUGGAAGACUGCUGCCCUGCCGGGACAAACAACGAGUCUUUAGCAGCUGUCCAGAGGAGGCUUAGAAACCUGCAGACAGGUAGGUGUGCACAUCUGACCAUUAGCAAUGCCUCUUGUCAGAAUCAUUUCAUUGUAUAUUGGUUUUCAACCUAUGUAUGUAUUGUCUUCACAGUUCAUUUUCAGAAGAAUCUAAAGGAGUUUCUUCGAUUGCCAUAGACUACACAUUAUGAAAAGCAAUGCUGCCUAUUACAUUUAGAAACUCAGCGCAUUUAAUUCAUUAAAAAAAAAUUCUGUCAUGA